Molecule: messenger RNA, 1053 nt
Organism: Fulvia fulva
Lineage: Eukaryota; Fungi; Ascomycota; Dothideomycetes; Mycosphaerellales; Mycosphaerellaceae
Product: High-affinity glucose transporter
Exons: 3
Coding region: 1-1053 (350 amino acids)
Biological process (GO): transmembrane transport; carbohydrate transport
Cellular component (GO): membrane
Molecular function (GO): carbohydrate:proton symporter activity
Source: RefSeq, a predicted model, not a curated record
AUGAAGUUCUCCCAAGCAGAAGGAGCGGACCCGGUCCUGACCCGUGCCAUUGCCGAAGACAAGGUGCGAUGGUGGAAGAAACCCAACCUGCGAUACCUGUACCUCUUCCUCUUUCCGACAUGUAUGGGCAUUGAGAUCACCAGCGGCUUCGACAGCCAGAUCAUCAAUGCUGUCCAGAUUGUCGAUCCAUGGCAGGAAUACUUCGGCGAGCCAGAGGGAGCACUUCUUGGAAUCAUCGGUGCCAUGUAUAGCUUAGGCGCUAUCUGUUCGUUGCCGUUCAUUCCCGUCAUCAAUCAGCAUCUCGGACGGCGAUGGUCGAUCUUUCUGGGUAGCUGGGUUAUGGUUGUUGGUGCAGUCAUCCAGUGUACUGCGCAACAUGUCGGCAUGUAUCUGGCCGCUCGAUGGUUGCUGGGCUUCGGGAUCCCGACGUGUAUCAUCUCUGGUGCGGCGAUGUUGGGAGAGCUGGGGUAUCCGAAAGAGCGACCUAUCCUUACGUCGCUGUUCAAUGCGAGCUAUUUCAUAGGCGCGAUCACUGCGGCUGGUAUCACUUUCGGUACUCAAUCUCUGGCACCAUCGGACUGGUCGUGGAGAGUGCCGUCGCUUUUGCAGGCUGUGCCGUCCUUGAUCCAGAUAUCGUUGAUCUUCUUCGUGCCCGAAUCUCCUCGCUGGCUGAUCAGUAAAGACCGACGAGAGGAGGCCUUCGAUAUACUCGUCACGUUCCUCGUCGAGCUCUUCCCCUUCGCAGUCCGUACCCGAGGUAUGGCGAUCUUCCAGUUCUUCGGUCGUGGUGCGGGCUUCUUCAGCACUUUCGUCAAUCCGAUCGGCCUGAAGAAUGCCACUUGGAAGUACCUCAUCAUGUAUUGCGUUUGGCUGGCUUUCGAGAUUGUGUGCAUCUAUUUCCUCUGGCCUGAGACCUAUGGCAGAACCUUAGAAGAGCUGACCUUCCUGUUCGAAGAUAAGUCUCUUCAAGAGCAGCAGGAGAAGAUCACAAUGCAGGAAUUGCAAAAGGACAUUCCGGAUGAGAGAAUCGAGGUGGUCGAGACGAAAGCAUAA